Molecule: messenger RNA, 1668 nt
Organism: Colletotrichum scovillei
Lineage: Eukaryota; Fungi; Ascomycota; Sordariomycetes; Glomerellales; Glomerellaceae
Exons: 1
Coding region: 1-1668 (555 amino acids)
Molecular function (GO): metal ion binding
Source: RefSeq, a predicted model, not a curated record
AUGGAACACAACAACAACCGCGAGGACAAGAAGUCCAAAGGCAAAAAGCCCAACCGCAGACCACGCGAUAAACGAAGCACCUGUCGCCACUUCCUCGAGGGCCGCUGCACCUACGGCAGAGAAAACUGCAACUUCCCCCACAGAGACGGGGAGCUGCGUCCCGAGAUGGUCGCGGCGGCGGCCCAGCAGGAGGAGGACGUCGCGCUGGCGGAGGCGAGAUACAACGCCAACGCCCACGCCCUCUACAGCAGCGUCACGUACAAUAGUGGGUUGUACGUCAAUGGCCACUACGUCAACCACGGCCAUUACACCAACAAUGGCCACAUCAACAGCAGCCACAGCCAGCACCAGCACCAGCCAGCGCUGCCGCCGCCUCAGUGGAUGGGAUAUCGCAUUCCCGAUCCCAUGCCCAACGCCCUGGGCCGCUCGACGUUCGACGGCACGCGGGAGGAGGCGACGUUGUACUUCGACUCGCCGCUGCCGCCGUACGCUGGGCCUUCUCGCCCGCCACCGGGAUAUGGCCCCCCGGAAUACGGUGCUCCGGGACCUUACUACGCCCCGCCGCACCACCUCGUCCACGGCGGACACGACUACGGCUACGCCGGUCCCUCCUUCCCGCCGCCGGGCCUGCCCAUACCCUUGCACGGCCCGCCGAUCGAUCCCAUGGGCAUGAGCUGGCGGCCCACCCACCAGCCCGGACCCCUUAGCCCGCCUCCUGGCUUGGGCCCGGGCCCGUCAAACGCCCUCGCGCCUCCUCCGGGCUUCGAACCCGGACCGGGGGUUUACCCCCUUUCCCCUUCCCCCGCCCCCCUCAGCCCUCACCAAGGCUCAAGGCUUGAGCUCGCGCCUGUCGCCGCCACCUCUCCUGCGCCUGAAGAGGCCCCCGUCCCCAACACCGCUCCUGCCGCAGCGGUCGCAGACUCGGCCCAAGACCCUACUACCAUACAAUGCUGGUACGGUCUUGGCUGCAAGAGGCCAGGGUGCCAUUUCCGGCACGAUGGCCCUGACGGGGGCGUCGCCAAUGGAGAGGCCAGCGGCAGCGGCAGCGGCAGCGGCAGUGCCAACGCCAACGGCGACGGCGACGAGGGCUACGACGGCGACGGCGACGACGUGAGCAUGAGCGAGUCAUCAGGCUCCAUGUACGUCCCGCCUCCGCCGGCGAGCGAGCAGUCCUACGCGGCGGCCACCCCUCAGUCGUCGCCACGGCAGCUGCCGAAUUCCGUCGCCGGCGAUGUCACCCCUCCCUCCGUUGGCGGGGGCGUCACCCCUUCUUCCGCUGCCGGCGACAUCACCCCUCCUUCUCCGGAGCAUACCUUGGAGGAAUACUCUGCGGAGGAGGAGGGGGAGGAUGCAGAACAGCCUGCCGCAGAAGAAGAGACUCCCGAGGCGGAGCACCCCGAGGAGGAGAGUCCUCAGGAUGAGGAAGGAGGGCAGCUCUCCACCGCGGAGGAAACUCCAGGGGAGCUGCUCUCUGAGGAGCACUCCUCGCAAGAGGAGUCAGUAGAGACUCCAAUCUCCUCGGGGGAGAAGAAGGAGGAAGAGGAGGAGCAGGCCCCUGCUGCUGCCCAGCAGCCUGCCGCCAGACGCCCUGGGCCCGCGGUCGUUGACGGACGGAGUGCCUGGGGCUUGAGCUUGGUCAAGGCCAAUGGCACGCAGGAGGCUGCUUGA